Molecule: messenger RNA, 1770 nt
Organism: Penaeus monodon (black tiger shrimp)
Lineage: Eukaryota; Metazoa; Arthropoda; Malacostraca; Decapoda; Penaeidae
Exons: 8
Coding region: 82-1065 (327 amino acids)
Source: RefSeq, a predicted model, not a curated record
GUCUUCGUUCGUCCGAAACGAGAUGAAAAGGGGCGAAGGAAGAGAGAAAACAACGGCUCGGAGUCUCGGCGGCGCGUAGACAUGGUCGGGUGUUGCCGCCGCCGCUUCACUCACGCAGCAGUCUUCGCCGAGAUCGUCGCUCCAAGGUACUGCUCCACUCCAGCCACUCGGACUAAGCACACUGCAAAGAUGGUGUCUCGGCGCAUGGUCGGAGCCGCCCUCGUGGCGCUCGUCGCCUCCUCCUUCGUGAGCUCUGCCGUCGCGGCCUCCAUGGACGCACAGGCGGAGAGGAAGUUCGCGGCCAAGCCCAACGACAUCAAGAAGCAGCAGAACUUCCUCCCCAACAACAAGCAGGAGCAGGCGAACGACGGUGGCUUCCAGUGGGGCAAGAUCCUCAACAUGGUGAUGCAGAUCUUCAUCGGCGGGCCGACUGGCGGCUCCAGCGGCGCCUCCGACAAGAUGGACUACAUCACGCAGCUCACGACGGGCGAGUUUUCGUGGUCGAAGGUGCUGGCGCUCGGCCUCCAGGUGGUCCUCAGCGUGCUGGGCGGCGGCGACAACGCUGCUCUGGACAGGAUUGACGGAGGCUCGCCCAUCGAGGGCAUUCUGACAGCCGUGAUCUCUUACCUGACUGGCUCCAACGACCCCCAGGAAGUCGGUGUGAUGGCCAAGCAGGCUUCUGAGCUCUUCGGACUGGUGAUGACCCUCCUGGACGCCCUCCGCACCUCCUUCUCGCAGAGGUCUUUCGAGGCACGCAGCAUGGGCACCACUGACCCCCUGGCCGAUGCUGCUGUAGCUGCCACCACCAUGUUCAAGAGCUACAUCAAGACGUAUUGGGCCGAUGACGACAUGUGCAUGCAGAAGUACCUCUGCGAAGCGAACAACGACUGCGUCUACAGCACUGGCGACACUGGUUACCUGUUCUGCCAGAUCGGAACAUAUGGAAUGAGCUACCUGCUGGAGCGCACCACCUACACGCCCUUCGAGAUCUACAACGACGCCGGACGCCGCGGCCGCGUCGGAGAGAACUGCAGGGAGAUCUUUAGCGACUGCAAUGACGUCUAAGACGUUCUCCUCUGUCCUGCUUCCGUCCCAUCCUCUCCUUCCUCUUUCCUGACCGACUCUCUCCCCUUCGUCUUUCGGCGCCCGCGGCCAUUUCACCGCCCUUCCUCGUGUUCGCACGACGGGCUGGGAAUAGGAGUGAAAUGGCCAGCAGUCGCGUGCGUUGGUGGAACAGUUCGUAGAAAUAUUUAUGUGAGAUGCCGUUACCCCGGCACUUUAAAAAUCACUGGAGCUCAAAGCUCCAAAUAUAAGAGGCAUUGACUUGGUCUGACGAAGACUUUUGGGGAAGACGAUGACAGCUUCACCAUUUUUCUUUUAUUCUUUGUUUCUAAUUCUUACUUCAUGGAAAAAUAGACCAGACGAUUCUGAGAGACAGACCUAUCGUAUGCAGUAUUUUUUUUAUUGGGACUGUUGAUGCGAAAAGUUCAUACUUAUUGCCAAACUGUCUUUGACUGUUUGAAAAUCCUUCAGACGUGUCACGACGCGACCCAGCAGACGCUCCUCCAUCCGAGACUCGGCCUCUCGGUAGCCUUCAUUUCCAGACAAUUCCGGUAACCUUAAUGGAAGCAUUUGAGGUUUGACUGGAGGGGACUGAUGGGGGACCCGACGUGUGACUGAGAUACUUCUUGUUGACACGAUGCAGGGAACUUGACGGACCUGACAUGAGACGAGAAAGGACGAGUCUGUCAAGAGUCGAACCAGAUCGUC